AUGAAGGGAAAGGGGUCUCAUGAUUCCUUCAGCUUCUACAUUGAUGAAGCCUCUCCAGUAGGUCCCGAACAGCCAGAAACCGUCCAGAAUUUUGUCUCUGUGUUUGGAACUGUGGCCAAAAAGCUGAUGCGGAAAUGGUUAGCUACUCAAACAAUGAACUUUACUGGUCAGCUAGGAGCUGGAAUCCGCUAUUUUGAUCUUCGAAUUUCCACCAAGCCCAGAGACCCCGACAAUGAACUCUACUUUGCUCAUGGUCUGUUCAGUGCCAAAGUCAAUGAAGGCCUAGAGGAGAUCAAUGCAUUCCUCACAGAUCACCAUAAGGAGGUAGUGUUCUUGGACUUCAACCAUUUUUAUGGGAUGCAGAAAUAUCACCAUGAAAAACUGGUCCAAAUGCUGAAAGACAUCUAUGGAAACAAAAUGUGCCCAGCGAUUUUUGCCCAGGAAGUUAGUUUAAAGUACCUGUGGGAGAAGGACUAUCAAGUGCUGGUCUUCUACCAUAGUCCAGUGGCUCUGGAAGUGCCCUUUCUCUGGCCUGGCCAGAUGAUGCCGGCACCUUGGGCCAACACCACAGACCCUGAAAAACUGAUCCAGUUUCUUCAGGCAUCCAUCACUGAGAGAAGAAAGAAGGGCUCAUUUUUUAUAUCUCAGGUGGUGCUGACCCCCAAAGCCAGCACAGUGGUCAAAGGGGUGGCAAGUGGACUCCGAGAAACAAUCACAGAAAGGGCUCUUCCUGCCAUGAUGCAGUGGGUGCGCAUGCAGAAGCCAGGAGAGAGUGGCAUCAACAUUGUCACUGCUGAUUUUGUAGAACUUGGUGACUUUAUCAGCACCGUCAUAAAGCUCAACUAUGUCUUCGAUGAAGGAGAAGCCAACACUUGAUAGUACUGACUGGAGUGUCCAUGAAUAAGCUAGAGAAGACUCAUUGUAUUUGGCAUAUUAUCCAUAAACAUUCUGAUCUUCCUAUUCCACCGAGUCUGAAGGGAUUAGGGCUGGUACUGGGUGGGAAAAGGGGGAAAACCAUUUCUUCAGUGAUUAUAAGCAUACUCUGCAUUACUGUAAACAUUUCAUUUCUCAUCUGCUGAGCAAAAUCUACUUAUAGUGUUAGGUAUAAAAAAAGGCUAGCGAAUUUCAUUUUUCAAAAUUAGUCUUUGUAUGGUACAACCCAUGAGUGUCUACUUGGUUGUGUUUUCUAAUUUCAUCCUAGGGCUACUCCUCUGUCUGUAUCCUCUAACCUUUCCACUCCCUCUCUUGCUUGCUCUUUUUAAUCAGAUGCUAUAUGGGACUGAAAGCAUUUAAAUGCCCAACAUGAUGUGUAUUACGUUGUUGUACUAAAAUUUAUUUGUUUUGUGGGAUUUGGUGUAAUAUUCUGUAGUCAUCUGCAAUUGGGCAAUCAUAGCUAACUUUAGAUAAUAGAAAAUAUGCAUCAAAUCAGUUUCCCUGCAUUUGGUAAUAUCGGAGGCCAUAAUCAGUGAUUUUUGUGUUAUAUGAAAAUAAUAGUGCUUCACAGUAUUUCUAUUUAAGGCAGCUGUAAACAUAGAGUAAAAACCUUUUUGGAAGAAGUAUGAGUGCCAACUCUACAGUGGAAAAUGGCAGAGUGGGAGGCGAUGGCUGCUACUUUAAUUCAGCAAUCUCUUAAAUCAUAUUGCCCGCAAAUGCCCAGUAAAUGAUAAACUAUAACAAGUGUGUUAAAAUCAGAAACUCUGAAAAGAAUGCUUACAAACACCCUCCUAGCAAUUCUCUUGAUUUAAAAAAAAAAAAAAAAAAGGAAAGAAAAAAAAGACCAUGCAAGCUUUCCUACCAAGUUAGGAUUUACGAACAUGUCAUUCUAAAUCCCAGAUAUGAGAAGCAUUUUUCAAGAAGCUUCAAGUUUUUGACUUGAAGGGAGGAAAGAGGAAGAGGAUCAGAAAGAGUUAAAGCAAUAUUUUUGAAAGCGUAUCCACGAAAUCAAAAGGACCCAUGAAGUAUGUUUGGGACAUUCUUAAGAUAGUGUGGUCUGGGCAGACAAGUUUAAAAUUGGCACAGACUCAUCAUCACUUCUGGGUUCCAUCCUCUCCUGGGGCAAGAUUAAGGCAGAGGCAAAAGUUUCGCAUGAAGGUUCCACGGCCCAACAUUUGAUAAUCCAGGUCUACAGGAAAGAGCAGUGGUAACACAGCUUAUCACUGCUUCCUUCUUGGCAUCUCUGUGAUAUUUGACAACUCUAAAGCAGUCUUAAAAAGAGCACAAUAACCCUUAUUUAUGUGCCUCAUGGAAUAUUGUGAGGCAUUUAUAAAAAUGUGUCAAAUUUGCUGAAAUUCUUAUAAUGAUGAAUUAUUAUAUCUUUAUAUUUAGAAAUAAUCACACCUCAAUAGUUUCCUGAGACAAUACAGUCCAUGCCACAAAGGGUCAUAGAGAAAUAAAAGCAUACUCUCAGCUUUUAAUUAGUUUAAAUGUAGGACAUGUGGGUUAAUCUCUUAGUCCUACAUAAGGGAACUGAUUUCAAGGAUAUAUGUCGAGAUCACAAAUACAACCAUGAGUUGAUUUCAAGGUUAUAAACACUCAUUAUCAGAAGAUAGUUCUUAUCAGCAACUGCAGGGAGAGAAUAGAAAUUGUUUAUACUGAAGACAAUGUUCAUGAGGAGUGUGUAGUUACCUGUGGUAGCCCGAGUAGCCUUCAUAUACACACAACAGAUGUGUUUGUACAUUCCAGUGGUGUGGACAUAUCUUGCCAUGUGCAAUAUACCGACAUAUACCCACUCCUGUGCAGGCAGUCAGAUAUAAAUAUAUACAAACACACACAGAUAUGGACAGAUACAGUAUACAAGUCUUCUUUUCAAAUGAAGACACUGAUAAUAUUAAAUCAUUUAAUUUUAGAGCUGAAACCCUUAACAAUGUGUGAAAAAGAAUGUUAAAACCAUUGAAUUUAGAGCGGCUGAUCACAUGAAAAUAUUUUUGUAAAAAUAUUUUAGCUUGAGAUUUAAUUAUUUACAAAAUAUAGUUCUUUUCUUCUUUUCACUUUCCCUUCCCUUGCAGUCUUGUUGUCUUUCUAUCACUUUUACCUGCUCUUUAUGUGCAACUGAAUAUAAAUCCUUUUUGAAGGAUGAUGGAUUACUGAAAUUUAUGUCCCAUAAAUUUGCUUUUUGGGCAGCUUUUCUGUCCAACUGACUAUUCAUUAUUCAUCCCUCAGGAGGAUCUCUAGCCAAGCACACUUUCAAUGACACAAGGAUUUAAUUUAUAAAUAUAACAGAAAACAGGUCUUUUAACAUACUAAUGAAAAAUAAAUAAAAUAUAGAGGUAACUAUGUUGUAUUUCUUGAACUUAGAUGCUUUCUUAUAAUAUUUGCUUAGAUUUAACUUUGUCAUAUGUGUCAUUUGGGUGCUGGAAAAAACAAACAUGAUGAAGCAUUAGACUAAUUGUGUAGUUUCUUAACUGGGGAAAGCUUCUUAUUGUUAUUAACGAUAUGCACACAGAAACUCAUUAAACAAAGGGUACUUUCAAGCCAAUGUUGUGGUUGCCAUGUGGACAUAGAAUCUCUGUAGCCGGCACUGAGAGCAAAUGGACUCGCCUUAAUUU
Messenger RNA from Galeopterus variegatus (Sunda flying lemur), 3545 nucleotides. RefSeq names its product phosphatidylinositol-specific phospholipase C, X domain containing 3 (gene PLCXD3). The record is from RefSeq and is a predicted model, not a curated record. Gene Ontology annotation, cellular component: synapse. Gene Ontology annotation, molecular function: phosphoric diester hydrolase activity. Lineage: Eukaryota; Metazoa; Chordata; Mammalia; Dermoptera; Cynocephalidae. The coding region runs from base 1 to 876 and encodes 291 amino acids. Gene Ontology annotation, biological process: lipid metabolic process. The transcript has 3 exons.